Oldenlandia corymbosa var. corymbosa is the source of this 1923-nucleotide messenger RNA. NCBI's taxonomy places the organism in Eukaryota, Viridiplantae, Streptophyta, Magnoliopsida, Gentianales, Rubiaceae. The record is from the annotation of a GenBank genome assembly.
AUGGAGGAGGAGUUAGAAUCUAUCAUUGGUCAUCUAUCUCUUCGGGAUAAUGAAGUUGUUCGACAUUUCACCAGUUUAUUGAAUAUCACCCGCAUCGAUCAUUUCCACACAAUUGUUGGCAAGCUCCAUUGCCCUAGAGUGGUUUCCCAUUACUCUAUUGGUAAUUGUCGGAACAUUUGGUCCAUUCAUCAUGGCUUCACAGUACGUCUGGUGGGGGAAAAUAUGGUCCACUUUAAGUUUAGUGAUCGGAUUGACAGGGCGAGAGUUUUACAUGGUGAACCAUGGCUGUUAUGCUGGAAGCAUCUCUUGGUUCUUAAGCCUUCUGAUGAUUUGAAUGUGGAUUUUAAUUUAUGUCCAUGGUGGAUUCAAUUUAACCACUGCCCGUUGGAUUUGAUGAAUGAAGACUUUGCAAGGUUUGCAGGAAAUCUCAUUGGUCAAUAUAUGGACGUCUUCCGUGAUGGUGAUCGAAAUUUCAUCGUUCGAUUUCUUCGCAUUAAAUUUAAUAUCAACAUCACAACUCCUUUGCUGAGGGUUCUUCAAUUCGAGCAUGAAGGCAAGGAAAUCAAAAUACCCCUGAAGUAUGAAAGAUUGUCGGAGUUUUCUAUCAUUGUUGAAUAAUCGGACAUAUUGAAAGUGGGUGUCCAACACGGCCAACUGUUGCCAGAACCUCUGCGGAUCCACCGUAAUAUGGUAGUUGGCUCAAUGCUACGGGUUACUGGAAUCCGUUUGUGUCACGUCACCCAGCUCAAGAGCCUGACCCUUUCCACGUCCCUGAUGACUCGGAUGAUGAGCAUGUCCCUUUUCAUGAACGUCAGUCUCACUAUGUAACCACCUCUUGAAGAUCACCUGCACCACUUACCACGUUCCUAAUACUUCUAAUUCUAAUCCCAUAACUUCUCUCUCCUCAUCUCAACCUCAAUCUCUUGUGCAUAAUUUCUUGAACCCACUCAUCCUGUAGAUAAUCUCACUUUCUCUACAACUCCUAUCAACCCGCCAAGCCUGAUCACCAAUAAAUCUAGUCAACCACCAAAACCCACUCAAAGUCGUAUCCUUCCAAAAUCACUUUUGGUUGACUCACAGUUAUAACUAACCCCUCCUAAAUCAGCUACGACUCACCAUACUCCCCACAAUGGAAACCCUAACUCUACAUCCCCGCCCCAUCCAUCAGUCACGUCCUCCUCUCUCACUGUCAAUCAAGCCCCAACCCAAACUCAUUGCACUACCACUCCUCCACACCAACCAGACCCAACAACAUCUCUUCCAACCCUUCUCAGUCCAUACUUAGUCAAUGUCCCCAUGACGCUAGACUCUCCUGCUAAAAAGGCGGCCCCUCAUUUUAAUAUGGCGCGUCGUCGAAUUCUCUAGAAUGUUCCCAUUAAUGAUUCCUGCUUAAUAUCUGUCAAACGCAAACUGGUUCUUGAUGAUUUUGACGGUGAACAUUUGCAUAUGUUGGAUGUUGAAAUAAUAGGCAAGAACCCCCAACUUGAUGACCACGUUUCCUCUGAUAUUUCUUCUUCAGUAAGUUUCUCUAUGGAUGGCGGUGUGGUGGAGAUUGAGCAAUCAUCCCAAUCCUGCCCAGCUCAAUGAGUCUUCUAAGUUGGAAUUGCCGGGGAUUGGGUAGUUCCCAGAAAUUCAACGAAUUGAGCAAAAUUGCUCAUGAAAAAUCCUCUCUGAUCCUCUUUUUGUGUGAAAAUAAAGGUGGCCAAUCUCAUAUUGAUCGUUUGAAGAAUAAGCUGGACAUGUUUGGUGUUUGUGUGGAGGAAAGUGGAAAUUCAGACGGACGGGCCAUGCUUUGGAAAAAAAGACGUUUCAGUUUGCUUGCGUUCUUAUUCUGAUCGUCUAAUUGAUGUGGAUGCUGAUUGCAAGGUCAUAUAGUUCGCGUUACUGGCAUUUAUGGACAAUCGGAUGUGUCCUUAAGGAGAG